CGUGCAUCACCUCUCUCCCAUCUGCUGGCAGCCCGUGCCGGCGCAUGCGCAGCGCGACUCUCCAUCAUCUCCAGUAUUCCAGUGUAGGAGCAGCAGCAGCAGAGAACUAAUGGGUAGGCUUCUUAUUCUUAUUUUUCUCCUCAUCUGAAGCGCCUCCUCGCUCCUUUCUGUCACUCUUUCAGCGGAGGGAUGCACUCGCCGGGGUGUCCGGGAGUCAUGGGGGAACCACUACCCAACUGUGAUUGGGAACCAAAAUCCUGAAAAGAUCUCUGAUGGUGUUUUCCUGGGAAAUGGACAAGUGUUGAGAAGUUAAGAAUAGAGGACUUUACUUUGGAAGAGCUCUGCAGUCCCGAUCCCGCCCCCUCCCUUCUAGCCAAUCGGAUGGCUCCGAAUGACAGGAUACAGUAAUGGAUGUGGUCACGCCGUUCAGCGCUGUAGCCAGAAUGCAGCUCAGAGGGUAGGGUCAGCUGUGAGCCCGCCUCACCCUACCCUCCCACCUCCCCGUUAGCUCCACCAGAGAGCCGCCCCUCCACCCCCACAUCCAGGCUGCAAUCCUUCCCUCCCAGCACCGACCCCUCCACCACGGCUUCGGAAGACGGAACAUGACGCUGGUUCAUGUCUGAUACGUACACCUCUGAGGCGUCGAGCGUAAAACCAGUGGAGCAAUGAAUGGCGGAAAGGACUGUGAGGCGGGAGAUGAGAGGCAGGCCGUCCCUGUCCAGGUCCCCAUUGGCUGGCAGCGCAAGGCGGAGCACGGCGGAGGCGUCGUGUAUGUGAGUCCCAGCGGCUCUCUGCUGUCCAGCCUGGAGCAGGUGAAGACCUACCUGCUCACAGAUGGAACCUGUAAAUGUGGCCUGGAGUGUCCGCUCAUCCUCCACAAGGUGUUCAACUUCGACCCAGGGGCGGCUGUCAAACAGAGAACGGCGGAGGAUGUGAAAGCAGAUGAAGACGUGACCAAACUCUGCAUUCACAAGAGGAAGCUCCUGGCUGUGGCCACGCUGCACAAGAGCAUGGAGACACACCCGCCUCUGGCACUGACUAGCCCAGGAGGAGGUACAUCAUCUGCAGUUGCUGUGCAUUCUACAACUCAACGAGCAAUAAGGACUAAAGCCCACGAUGGGUUGCCCAAUGCUGUUGGUCCUGAGUGCAAGAACCCGUUCAAAAUGAUAAUGGCGGCCGGACAGCAGCAACAGCAGAGGUUGUUUCCUCCUCAGGAGGCGGGUGGAGCCCCGCAGCCUGAGCUUUACUCUGGAUACCCCCGGGCACAGAGGCUACCGAGCGGGGAUCCUGGAACUAAAUCUCCAUAUCGGGUGGGGUAUGGAGGCAUGUUGAGCCCAUCUUCCUCCAGUGCUAAACUGUAUGGAGAUGGCUCUCAGUCUCCCAGCACAGACACUCUGGGCAGCCCUGAGGGAUUUCAGAGGACCAAUCCUUGUGGCUUUCCAGGAGCCGGUAGUCCCGGUUCAGCAUCCAUCCAUGGGAACCCUAGGACUCCUCUUUCCCCACCCAGAAUAAUGCUUCAUGGCUCUCCUGCAGGCCAGCCAUCCUGCGCCAUGACAGGAAGGACUAGCACGCCCCUCUCCCCUACGGCCACUGCCAAAAGCCCUGUCAUGAACAUGAACAUGCCCCGGGGGAACUUCCCACCCGGCAUGGAUUUGCCUCGAGCAGCAUUUCAUCAUAAAUCUCAGCCCCCUCUGCAUUCUGUACCUCCCCCGCCAUCUAUACCACCACCCUGUGCUCUUCAGAAAAGGCAGUUGACCUCUGAAAAAGACCCCUUAGGCAUUCUGGAUCCCAUUCCUAGCAAGCCACUUGGCCAGCCCCCAAACCAUGCCCCCAACCCGCCCAACUUCCAGCCCAACAUCCACUCUCAGGUACAAAUGAUGAAUGUAAACAUCCCCCCUCCUGCCAUCGUUCCCCUGCCAAGCAACUUACCUUUACCCACAGUGAAGCCUGGACCUGUGGGCCAUGGUGGCAAUGUGCAAAGGACUCAACAGAGCGGUCCUUCCUCCUCCAUGUCCCCCUCACCUGUCACUUCCCCUGUUCACAUGGGUGGACCGGUUCUGGGGCGAAUCGAGGCCUCACCUCAUCGCUCGCGUUCCUCCUCCACCUCCUCCGAACACGGGAGCUUUGCAAUGCCCUCGGGUCACCAGGCCCCAUGUGCCACCAUGAAGGUUCCCCCUCGUUCUCCCAGGUCGGCUAUGGGGUCUCCCCGGCCAGCCAUGCCCUCAAGCCCAUCCACCAACAAAACCGACCCACUCCACCAGUAUAAAGACUCCCAGCUGCUGCCUGGAAUGGGAAACCCAGUCGGCACCCAUCAGCACAGCAACUCCAUGUAUUCCCCCACCUCUUCCUCCUCUUCGUCCUCUCUGGCAACUUCCAGCACUUCCCAGAAGGGCCACCCUGGUCUCCUUGGGAUGCCCCUCAACCAGAUUCUGAACCAACAGAACGCCGCUUCCUUCCCAGCCAGCAGCCUCCUCUCAGCCGCAGCCAAAGCACAGCUAGCAAAUCAAAACAAACUCGGCCCUGCUGGCAACAGCACUCCCGGCAUGGCUGCUGGCGGUGCGGUCGGCAUGCCGGCAACGGGGGCGGCCGGCGGAGGUAACGGUGGGGGUGUCGGCCCUCGAAGCAUGGAGGGACACAGCACUUUAAAUCCCAUGCUCCCACCAAACUCCACCAUGCUGCUAAACACUCCAGAAGGUCAGAGUGGCCGGGCGGCGCUGCGAGACAAACUCAUGGCCCAGCAGAGGGAUCCCGCACGGAAACGCAAGCAGUCGUCCGGCAGCGCUGGGAACCACGACAGUGGCAACACCAUGGUCUUCAACAUGCUCAAUAAGCAGGGCAUGGGUGGACCCCACAUGCAGGGUCCCAGCGCUACAGAGCAGCUGCGUAAAGUGGGCCGGAUGGGGAACCUGCACCCCAACGCCUCCAUGGCUCAGCUGCUGCAGUCCAUGAGCUGCCACAGUUCCCACAACAUGGCGGGGAACAGCCACCGCCCUGGGCUCAGUUCUGGCUCACACGGAGCGGCGCCGCUUCACUACAACGACAAUGCGGGCAUGCAGCAGAACCUCCUGGUCCAGCAGAGAUUGCGACCUCCAGGAGAUUCCAUCCAGCACUGCCAGAACCUGGACCCGUCAGGAGGCCACCUGGUCCCCCGUCCGGGCCAGUACCCCGACAUGAUGGCCCAGAUGCAGGCUCAGUCCAUGAACACCUGCGGUCCUCUGGGGCCAGGCGGCGGACCGAUCGCACCGGACGGCAUGCCGCUGGUACGCCCCAACACUAACCCACCACCACUGUCCCAUCCGGGUCCGCACCCCUCACAGCUCCACAGUAUGAGGAGGACGAACAUCGUGCUGCACGGAGGGGGCGAUGGAGGCUGCAACCAGACGGUCUCUGAUGCAGGCAUUGGCAUGGCCACCCUCCAGCCUCAUGUGAACGCUGGUGGAGCUCCGAUGUACCAACAGCAGGUCCACCAGCGAAUGUCACAGGUUUCCUCUCACCCAGCCUACCAGGGGCAGCAGCACUUCUCUGACAACCAACACUACAAAGAUGGCGGCAGCAACGGCGGCUCCAUGGCCUGCCUCUAUCCGAACUACCAGUAUUGUAGUUUGGCCUCCAUCCAUCAGAGGGCACUGCUGGUUGAUAGAGAAUUAAAGAUGGCGGCAGGAUCCCAGAACGUGAAAGGGUUAAAACAGAGCCCACAUCGGGAUCAGGGAAUGUUGCCCCACCCUCAGUUUGUGGAGGAGCAGCAGAGUGAGGGGCUCCCUGCAGGCUCUGAGCGGGGCGGCGGCGCCGGCGGCGGGCCGGAGGUGGUGGACGCCAUCUACAGAGCGGUGGUGGACGCCGCCAGUAAGGGCAUGCAUGUCACCAUCACCACCACGGUGAGCGGGACCACGCAGGCCAGCCCGGUGCCCGCCCUCAGUGCCAUGAGUGCCUUCACUGCCAACGUGGGGGAACCCGUCAACCUCCCCCAGGCGGUCAGCGCCGUCCUGCACGGGCACCAGGACGGAGACCGGCCGCGGCAGGCCAGGUCCGGGCGCGGGCAGAAGAACAUGGACGCCGGGAAGAGCACGCCAGACGGUCCAGAACCCAACGACUACUUCCGCUCCCCCGGCCGGGGAACGCCAAGAGGGCAGUGGGACGGAGAGGCGCCGCACGGCGGAGGCUUUGAGGCGCAGGGCAACAACGCCUGGGGAGGGGAGGAGUUCCUGGAGUGCUCUACCCAAGUGAGAAGUAGUCCUCUGAUGGAGAGGCCUGCCAGCCUGGCCCCGGCGCCGCCCUGCCCCGCCGAGGGCUCCAACGACCACGGCCUGGCCCUUCCCCACGACAAAACCUUCUUCGACCGGUUCAACAACUGCAACCGGACCCCCGCCAACUACAAGGAGCGUCUGGAGCAGACGGUGGAGCGGUGCGCCCACAUCAACGGCGCCACGCCUCACUUCAACGCCAGGGCUUACGGGGAAGUCCUGGGCCCCCCGCGACAGGAGCUGACGGGGGACGACCAGUCGCCGGGCUCCUCCACCAGCCUGGAGGGGCCCCUGGCCACGGCCAAAGACUACAGCCACUACAAUGGCCACUUCAACGGCAUGGCGCCCAGCCCCUCUGACACCAAGAGCCUGAGCAGCGAGGAGGACCUGCGGCAGCCCGACUCGCCGUCCUCCGAGCUCCUCCACUACCGAUCCAGAACCUUCAACAUGGGGGAGCUGGUCUGGGGCCAGCUGAAGGGCUUCCCCCCCUGGCCCGCCAAGCUGGCCGGUGAUGAACAGGUGCACUGCGCCGCCAUGCAGCUGCGAGAGCAGGCCAAGGUGGAGCCGGAGAAACUAAAAACACUAACCCACGACUUGGAGGCUCUGGACCGAGCCGCCAAGCGAGGCCUGAAACCCAAACUGAACAACCCCCUGCAAGUCGCUCUCCAUGAGGCCAUGAGCGAGCUCGACAAAAUGUCAGGCACACUCCCAUCCAGGGAACGUCAGCUGAUGCUUCCCAAGCCCAAGAGGAGGAAAAUAUCCAGAUAACAUUGAAUGUGUCCGGCCCACGCGCGUCCAGACGGGGCGGUCUGAGCUCUUCAACAGGUGCUACACAUGGACUUUCAGUGGUACAAACCUCGUCCCAACUUGACUCUGACUGACCACAGACGGUGCUGGAAACUCCAAUCACCAAUACAGUUUUAACUGUAGAGAGAAAAAUAAGAAAAACACACAAAAAAACAUUAAAACGUUGCAAUUUGUCUACAGUUCACUGAAUUAACUAUUUUUUUCUAGUAUAAGAUAGUAAAAUAAACAAAAAAAGCUACAAGCAGUACCUUACAUAUUUAAGAAAAAUAGACAGUCCAAAUAUUUCUGAUACAUUUUCAAUAUGUAUAUAGAUAAUCCUGAAAUUUCCUGCUAUUAAGAAUUGUAUGUAAAUAUUGUACAAUGUCAUGUACAAGCGUACCUAAUGCACAUUUUAUCUUUUAUUGUACAAACAAAGCAGUAGAAGUGUACCGAUGUCCUGGUUUCUAUCCAGACGUGUAGGAAGCCUAAAGCUUUUCUAUCAUCACCGACGUCGUGCUGUUUCCCUUUUCUUCAGUCCAGGAUCGGCCGAGUGUUCGUUCACAAACAAAACAGAAUGAACUUUACCAGCAGAAAGUGUUCCGUGUUUAUUUUCCUCCACCAGCUUCAUCCAGGACAGGAAAACCGUCGUGUUUACGAAUCCGGCGAGGCGCUUUUCAGAAGGAAUAAUCCAACAGAAAAGCUUCGUUUCUCUCAAACGGUUUCAGUUUCAAACGUUUGGGUGGAUUUUUCCUUUGAGAUUUCAGCCGUCGUCUGAUUCGGUCGUUCUCAUGCUAGUGUGUACAGUAUUUUAGUUUGUUUUGUCACAACUAUAGCUUUAGGUGGACUAACCAACCUCAGAGUUUAGAUCAUGAAAGGAAACACUAACUUGACGGAAGCAUUUUUCUUAUUUAGAGGCCUUUUUGUUUCUGGUUUUUGUUGCUUGUUGAUGUAAAUUAUUUAUGUACAGUACUCCAUAUUUAUUUUAAGCUUUACAAAUAUGCUAGAUGGCAAUAAUACUACCAAGAGUUGAGAACUAAAGCCUUAUAUGUGUAUAUGUAUGUUUUGUUUCUGUUCUGUUCUGUUUUUUAACAGGUGAACAAUAGAUCAUGUGUCCCGUUUUUAUUUAAGAAGUUUGGCGCUCAGAUUUCUCAUUUUGUUACACGUUGUGUCACGGGGUGUUUUGCUAUAAAAACCAUGUUAUUUAUGAAUAUUAACCUCUUAAAAUGCAGACAUGGAGGUUUUACAUGCAGUUUUAACACUACUAUACUGACAGUAUCGGAAACGCUGCAUCAAACUGCUGCUCCUCCUGAUCAAUAACCUGAAAUCGCUACCGAAUGAUCAAGUGCAAUAAACCAAGCGAUGGAUCAACAGCAUCUCCUGCAACCGUUAGUGCUCUGCUUGCUUUCCUUUUCUGUUCAAACUUCUCUUCACUCUGUAGUUUUGUAGACACUCCACUUGUUACAACUCAAGAUGUUUCUUCUGACCAAAGCAGUUCCAGUGCUAAUCAUGAAAAUCGUCUCUUUUUAAACCCAAUAUUCAAUUCUCAUCCGAUUAAACGAUCACAGUUCCCUCCAACCUGACGUCCUAAUUUCAACCAGUGUAACCAGUUUAACCAGUUUAACUUCUAAAGGCCGUUAACCAGCAGUUUAAAAACAGCAGUUUUAGAUUCCAGACUCUCAUUUUAACAUCUACUGAUGAAAUUUAAAGAUUGAACAACUGGAAACAGGAACUACAGGGAUUAUUUGGAAAACAUCACAGCAAACAGGAUUUAAAAAGACAAGAUGGUGUGACUGAGAGAUUUGAUAUUUAUCAUUUAUAGAGUUAAACUCACUAGCUGGGAUAUUAUGAGUUUAUAAAUGAGGUUACAUAUAAAUUCAGCUUUAACUAGUGAGCAUGACUCUUAUUAAGAUGAUUAAAAUAUCAACUAAAUUGGGAGUUUUAAUCUUUGCUCUUUGAUUUUUCUUUUAUUUAACCCAUAAGUUGUUUUUUUUUGUCAGUGGAAACAGAACUACAUAUUUUUCUAGAAGUGAAAAAAUCCCCAUUUUAAAAAAUACUUAUCGUUUUCAGUUUUUUAAAGAAUCUGUUUAUUGAUACACUACAACAUAACAUAUCUGUAUCCAGACAAUAAAAUAUUAAGCACUACUUGAAAAGCAAAUUUCACUCAUUUUUCCAGUCAUUUUAUUUUGUUUUUGCUUGAAGAAGUUAUUUUAUUUUAUUUUAUUACAAAUCUCCUCCUGUCCUCUUCUGAACACAUGAACUCUUUCGGUAAAGUUCAUUCUGCUCUUAUGUUUUAUUUUAUUAUUUUUGUGUGAAAUGUCAGGAUCCCGUUCUGCCACGUCCACGUUCUCCGUGGUCAAACAUAGGAAACAGUUUUUGCCUGUGAUUCUGUGUUGAGGUGUGAGUGUCAGUUUUUAUUUCCCCUCUGUUUUUUUUUUUUCCUCUGUCAGUAUUUUCUUUCUCUUCGGCUUGUAAUUAAGUAUAUAUUUUCUCACUAAUAUAUACUUUACAAAAAGAAUAGACCUGCGUGAAGUACCGUGUGCACUUGGUUGCUCUUGUUUAUUUCUUUCCUUUCUGCAUUAAUGUGGGUUAGGAAUAGUGUGUCAGAGUCCAUUAUUUUCAGAUUGUUUGGACUUUUUUUUUUUAAUGGUUUGAUGUAAGCAGCAUUUUUUUGUAAAUAUUGUGAAACAUUACAGGUCAUGCAGUGAUGUAACAUUUUGAAUAAUGUUGCACAGAUGUUUAAGAUAUUAAAAACAUGUUCACUCUUA
Gambusia affinis (western mosquitofish) is the source of this 7792-nucleotide messenger RNA. RefSeq names its product methyl-CpG-binding domain protein 5-like. The transcript has 11 exons. Lineage: Eukaryota; Metazoa; Chordata; Actinopteri; Cyprinodontiformes; Poeciliidae. The record is from RefSeq and is a predicted model, not a curated record. Gene Ontology annotation, molecular function: chromatin binding; DNA binding. Gene Ontology annotation, cellular component: chromocenter; nucleus. The coding region runs from base 666 to 5009 and encodes 1447 amino acids.